GGAGAAUCGUAAAAUACAAGUUAAAAUAAAAAAAAUCACAACCGGUUAAACCGGUUGCUCUUCCUUCACUUGCCUGAACCCUGAACCCCCAAUGCGAAUUGCAGCGUCGUCUCCGCCGAAGAAACGAUCUGCGCCACCCUCUGUUCUCAUCACGUGGCUUCGUCUCCGCCGGAAGGUCAGGUUACAUUUUUCUUGGGUCGCCGAAAUAGCGAGCAGGGUCGGCUAGACCCACUUUUAGCUCAACAGGCUCACUAGCUCUUAACAAGAAGUCUCUAUAUCUUAAAGUAUCAUUGCCAGUGUUAGACAAUGGGAGCUGUGAAAUUGGAGCUCCAUUGUGGUUCGCAAAGAGUGGAUGGCAUUGUUGUUGAUCCUGAACCUGAUUGGAGCUUUGAUGCUCUUGUCUCAGAACUCAAUGCUUUGGAAACGAAACUUGCUACUACUUCUACCAAACCUUCGUCUCUCAAUAAAACAACAUCCCGUGGGAAUGAAAUUGAGAGAGGUAGAACUUUCAAAUUGCAUGCACAUGAAUAUGAGAUGGAAGACACAGAAAGUGAAGACGAUGAUGUUAAUGAUGACAGAGCUUUAGUAGUAGCUGGCAAGCGAAUCACUUGUGAUGAACUUUAUCUAAGUGACAGUGAUGAUUCCGAUGUUAUGUCUGCUUUUGAAGUGCAACCCUACUUGAUGGAUGAAGUGGAGGAGGUGGAAGGUGCCUUGUUUGAGUUGACCCAUGAACACCAGCUUAGGGUUAAGGAUGAAAUAAGGAGUAAGAUCUCAGUGUUGGAGUCAGCUCUGGUGAAUGAAAGUCAGAACGCUACUUCUUCCCUUCUGCGAGUGGAGAAAUAUAAAACAACAAGGCAGGAAUUGGAUAAAAAGUUUGACACGCAAUAUCAGCGCCGCAUUGCAGAAGAACUUGAUAAUCACUUGACAGCUGUUCAACAGGACCGUGAACGUAGAUCACAGAUAGAGGAAAGGAAAAUAAGAAAUGAUGCAGCCAAUGAAGAGGCCAAGAGAAAGAUUGCUUUGCAGGAGGAAAAGAAGCAGCAAGAAAAGGCUAAAGCUGAAGCAGAGGCCAAACUUAGAGCUGAAGAAGCAAAACAAGCUGCAUUGGAAGCUGAGAGAAAAGCGGUAAUGGAAACCAAAAGAAAGGCAGCAAUGGAAGCUGAAAAAAGAGCGGAAAAGGAAACCAUAGGAAAUUCAGAAAGGGUUACUUCUGGAGCGACCCAACAAGAAGCUGCUGGGCGUCCAACAGAUUCUGCAUCAAGCCUAUCCAAUGUGGAAACCAAGAAAUCUGGUACAGGUAAUGUGUGUCAAGCUGCUGCAAGUGCUUUAAAUCUAGAGCAUGGGAGGCUACAGAAACUGACUGAGCUAUAUGAGAGAAACCAAUUGAUAAGAUCAAGUUCUAAUAAGGAUUAUACCCGCCAUGAGAAUCAUAUUUUCCGGAAUAUAAAGACAAUUAGGGGCAGUAGAGACAGUGUGAGAUCAAAAGCAAGUGAUUUGAUUAAACUUUUGAAUGAUCCUCAAUAUCCUCAAUCAAUCAGCGUGGAGACAUUUGCUAAAAAGGUUGUUUCAAACGCUAAAGCUCCUGGUAGUGCUCCUUUUGCAAGUGCCUAUGUCAUUGUUCUUGUUACAUCUCAGGUCCCACAUGCAAUGGAUAUUUUGCUAGCUGAGCUUCACAGGGUGUGCCCAUACACUGUCCCAAAACAUAUGGUUUACAAAAAGUCUACCUUUCAAUCAAAAGAGGCAUACUUCAAAAGCAUCGGUUAUUGGGAAGAAAAUGGAAAAAUGGAGAGUACAGAAGAUUAUUUACAGAGGUUAGAAUCCUAUGUGAAGAUGUAUGCUGCACUGGUUCAGACUGAGAUUCCUAAGGUUCAAAAUUUGCAUGGCUUACAACAUGGUUGGGCAUGGCUUGCGAGGUUCUUGAAUUCUCUUCCAGCCAAUCAAUAUACAGCUGUUUCGCUCGAUGCAUUCUUGCGAAUGGCUGGAUUCGCUCUUUUUAGAAGAUAUAAAUCUCAAUUCUUAAAGAUGUUGAACACCAUCUCAGAGAACUUUUUAGUUGAUCUGAAAUCACGAAAUGCACCAGAAUUGAGAAAGACUAUUGCGGAGAUACAGACUUAUAUAGAAGAUAAGAUGUUCCUUCAAGAGCCAGAAGGAAGGAGCCUGCAAACUAAUUUGUUAUCGAAGGAAUGUGUUGUUCGUUGAAGAUUGAAUAUCAUCUUUCGUGUAUCUGUUACGUCAUUUUUGGUGUAUUUUAUAUCUGAUGAGAAGUAAGUUAUAAUAUUAUCCCAUUCUUCCAAAGUAGUUACUAUGUUGAAUAGUUUUAUUCACACCUCCCGAUAGGUGAAUAUUGAAUGAGAAGAGAGAUAGAUAGAAAAUAGAGGUGUAAUAGAAGUAAGAGUGUGAAUGAAUCAUAGCUCUUACUAUGUUAUGUUUGAUUUUGUUAUUGUUGUAAAAACUGGAUUGGCUGGUCACCGAUUGAAUCAAGGAGGGAGCUACUUACCCUCAUAAUAUGGUAUGAAUUUCCCUAUUCUUUUAAUGGUAUAAA
Messenger RNA from Lotus japonicus, 2542 nucleotides. Its product is annotated as mRNA export factor GLE1-like. NCBI's taxonomy places the organism in Eukaryota, Viridiplantae, Streptophyta, Magnoliopsida, Fabales, Fabaceae. Gene Ontology annotation, biological process: regulation of translational initiation; poly(A)+ mRNA export from nucleus; regulation of translational termination. The transcript is spliced from 16 exons. Gene Ontology annotation, cellular component: cytoplasm; nuclear pore; nuclear pore cytoplasmic filaments. Bases 307 to 2199 code for a protein of 630 amino acids. The record is from RefSeq and is a predicted model, not a curated record. Gene Ontology annotation, molecular function: inositol hexakisphosphate binding; phospholipid binding; translation initiation factor binding.